Lotus japonicus is the source of this 1184-nucleotide messenger RNA. Its product is annotated as soluble inorganic pyrophosphatase 4. NCBI's taxonomy places the organism in Eukaryota, Viridiplantae, Streptophyta, Magnoliopsida, Fabales, Fabaceae. Gene Ontology annotation, cellular component: cytoplasm. Gene Ontology annotation, biological process: phosphate-containing compound metabolic process. Gene Ontology annotation, molecular function: inorganic diphosphate phosphatase activity; magnesium ion binding. Bases 221 to 910 code for a protein of 229 amino acids. The record is from RefSeq and is a predicted model, not a curated record. The transcript is spliced from 10 exons.
CGCGUUGCGUACACCUCACAUUCAUUCUCAUCCUCUCUACAUUAUAAGGCCUCGCUCUUUGCAGACAUAACAAGCAUCCUCUCCUCUCACUCAUUCACUCACACUUUCCUCACCUUCUUCAUUCUCUCCGUUCCUUUUUCGAGAUCUGCGCCAACCUUCUUCUUUUGCUUCAAUUGUCGACGUUUUGCUUGUAACGCAAGCGGCUCUGAGUGGAUCAAAAAUGGCUUCUGAAUCGGAAAAUGUUGAAGCGAUUGCGGAUAUGGCUCCACCCAUUGAGACCCCAAUCAAGGUUGCCAACUCUCAGAAUUCCCAACAUCCGCCACUUAAUGAGAGGAUUCUUUCAUCCAUGACUAGGAGGUCUGUUGCUGCACACCCUUGGCAUGAUCUUGAGAUAGGACCUGAGGCUCCAAAGAUCUUCAACUGUGUGGUUGAAAUUGCGAAAGGAAGCAAGGUGAAAUAUGAACUUGACAAAAGAACUGGGCUUAUUAAGGUUGACCGUGUUCUUUACUCAUCAGUUGUGUAUCCUCACAACUACGGGUUUAUCCCACGUACUAUUUGUGAGGACAGUGACCCCAUUGAUGUCUUGGUUAUUAUGCAGGAGCCAGUUCUUCCUGGUUGCUUUCUUCGGGCCAAAGCUAUUGGACUCAUGCCUAUGAUUGAUCAGGGUGAGAAAGAUGACAAGAUCAUCGCUGUCUGUGCUGAUGAUCCCGAGUAUAGGCAUUACAAUGAUAUCAAGGACCUUCCUCCACAUCGUUUAGCUGAAAUCCGUCGGUUUUUUGAAGAUUACAAGAAGAAUGAGAACAAGGAAGUUGCAGUAAACGACUUUCUUCCUGCCUCAACUGCCUUUGAAGCAAUCAAGCAUUCCAUGUCCUUGUAUGCAGACUACGUUGUCGAGAGCUUGAGGCGGUAGUGUUGACGCAUGGUGGCUAUGCUAUGCUUGGUCCAAAAGAUGACUAUGACGAAAAUUGGCUUUGUAUGCCACUAUAAAAAAAAACAAAAAAGAUUGGCUUUGUAUGUCGCAUGUAUAUCUGUCUCAGAACUGACAACACAUGCAUAUUCUAUACAUAUCUGCGUAAUUUUGAGUGUUAAAUGAUAUCUUCAUAUUCUAUACAUAUCUUCAUAUAUUCUUCACAUAUGUGCGUAAUUUUGAGUGGUAAAUGAUAUCUUCAUAUAUUCAUAUCAAA